Cicer arietinum (chickpea) is the source of this 1465-nucleotide messenger RNA. NCBI's taxonomy places the organism in Eukaryota, Viridiplantae, Streptophyta, Magnoliopsida, Fabales, Fabaceae. The record is from RefSeq and is a predicted model, not a curated record.
GCAUCUGACAAAGUCCAGGUAGCUUUGGUAUUAAUUACGCGCCACGAGCGAAAGCUUCGUAAACAGUAAACAAACCGAAAAAAAUAAUAAUAAAAAAUUCACCGUCGGCUAUCGUUGUACUAUCACUAUGCCCCAACAUGUACGCUAUACAAAUUCUUGAAUGCAUUAAUUCACUCAUCAAACCAAACCAACACUAAUUAAACAUAACAACGCUCUCUUCCCCUCCACCAUUUCACAUCAACAAUGAAACCAAACGACAACAACAACAACAACAUUGCAAUGCUAGCCAAAACAGACUCCGAGGUAAGCAGCCAAACCCAAUCCUCACCAACAAGAUCUCCCCGACGGGCCGUCUACUACGUCCAAAGCCCAUCGCGCGACUCUUCCAACGACGGCGAAAAAACAACUAACUCGUUUAAUUCAAGCCCACUUCAAAGCCCAUUGGGCUCACCUCCUCAUUCUCAUUCAAACUCCUCAUUGGGCCCACAUUCCCGUGAAUCUGCAUCGACGCGAUUCUCUGCCUCUCGCAAGAGUAGCAAUGCUUCAAACAACCGUAAAGGACAUUGGCGACCUUGGAAGGAUCAGUUUCAUGCCAUUGAAGAAGAAGGUCUUCUUGAUGUUCAUGAUGAUACCAAUCGAGGAUUCCCUCGCCGGUGUUAUUUUCCGGCUUUUGUCGUUGGAUUCACCGUUCUUUUCUCUGUUUUUUCUCUCAUUCUUUGGGGUGCAAGUCGCCCUCAAAAACCUACCAUUUUACUCAAGAGUAUAACGUUUGAUAGAUUUAUAAUUCAAGCGGGUGCGGAUUUGUCAGGAGUUGCCACAAGCAUGGUGUCUAUGAAUUCCUCAGUGAAAAUGACUUUUAGAAACACAGCAACAUUUUUCGGGGUCCAUGUUUCAUCAACUCCAUUAAAUAUCAAUUACUAUCAGCUCUCACUAGCCACCGGAAAUAUGCCUAGGUUUUAUCAAUCAAGAAAAAGUGAGAGAUCUAUUAGGGUAAUGGUGAAAGGAAGUCACAUUCCAUUGUAUGGAGGGGGAGCAAGCCUAAGCAGCAUGAAUGGUUUACCGGUUGAGCCGGUACCCUUGACAUUGAACGUGAUGGUGAGGUCAAAAGCUUAUGUUUUGGGGAAAUUGGUGAAACCCAAAUUUUACAAGAAGAUUGAGUGUGGUUUGAUUAUGGAUCCGAAUAAAAUGGGUGUGCCCAUUCCACUUAUCAACAAGUGUACGUACCAACUGUGAGUGACAAUAAUAAUUUAUUUUGUAAUAAUUUAAUAAGGAGUUUCAGUAUUUUUAUUUAUUUAAUUCACUAGAUUCGCAAAAGCGUGAGAAUUCUUUGGCUUCACUCUGUCACAACCAGCUUUUGUUUUGUCUUAGUUAGUAGUUAUUACAAAUUUGUAAGAAAUUGCCCGAAAGUUUAAUUUGGAUUUUGUCGGUGAUUCUAUUUUAACUUACUUUUUGAGAUACAACUCUA